Suillus paluster is the source of this 1438-nucleotide messenger RNA. RefSeq names its product aminotransferase. Gene Ontology annotation, cellular component: mitochondrion. Gene Ontology annotation, molecular function: branched-chain-amino-acid:2-oxoglutarate transaminase activity. The record is from RefSeq and is a predicted model, not a curated record. Bases 63 to 1208 code for a protein of 381 amino acids. Gene Ontology annotation, biological process: L-valine biosynthetic process; L-leucine biosynthetic process. Lineage: Eukaryota; Fungi; Basidiomycota; Agaricomycetes; Boletales; Suillaceae. The transcript is spliced from 6 exons.
GUCAUGUAUAAAAAUGAGUCGAACUGAUAACUCGUAUUUUCUCUCUAGUAGUCCCAAUAGUCAUGGGUGACAGAGACAGCAUUGGAAGUGGGCCUGCUCCACUCGAUGCGUCCAAGCUGAAGGUCACACUCUCGGAAACACUGAAGCCCCUGCAGCCCAUCGAGACAUUACGUUUCGGCCAGUCAUUUUCGGACCACAUGAUCGUUGCAAAUUACGAUCCUGAAACAGGAUGGUCCGCGCCUGAGGUUAAGCCUCACGGACCUAUUACACUUGAUCCCGCAUGCUCGUGCUUCCAGUACGGUGGAAAUGUCUUUGAGGGUAUGAAGGCGUAUCUUGGGCCCGACGGUAAGGCACGCUUGUUCCGCCCAGACAUGAACAUGCGUCGCUUGGAGAGGUCUUGUGGACGUCUCGCUCUUCCCCCCAUCGACGGAGAUGUCGUUUUGGAACUGAUAAAGUGCCUGGUAGAUCUCGAGAGGCGCUGGAUACCCAAGGAAUCGGGAUAUAGUUUGUAUCUGCGUCCUACCGUCAUUGCAACCCGACCAGGUUUAGGAGUAAUAGCAUCUGACCAUGCUAUGCUUUACAUUCUGGCAUCGCCAACUGGGCCAUACUUCCAAGUGUUGAAGCCUGUUUCUCUUCUCGCUGUCAGUGAUAAUGUGCGCGCAUGGCCGGGUGGAACUGGAGGGCACAAAAUCGCUGGCAACUACUCACCCGGCUUCUUGCCCCAGCAAGCUGCUACAGCGAAAGGCUACGACCAAAUCCUUUGGCUGUUUGGCGACGACAGAAGAAUCACGGAGGCUGGAGCAAUGAACUUCUUCGUUGUGGUUAAGAGGGAUGAUGGAGACGGCGUAGACCUUAUCACCGCCCCCUUGGAUGGUACUAUUCUACCUGGAGUUACUAGAGCAUCAUGUCUGGCCCUCGCAGGCGAUCCAGAAUUCCAAAAAGAAAGCUCGCUGCGCUUGCACCCACGAGAAAUGGUGUAUACCAUGAGUGACCUCGCCAAAUGGUCGUCCGAGGGCAAAUUGCUGGAGGCAUUGGCCAUAGGUACAGCGGUCAUUAUCGGACCUUGCAACAGAAUUGGACACGAGGGCAAGGAUAUCGUACUUCCUGGGGCUGGGAUGGGACCAGUUGGUACGGCACUCCGGAAGAAAAUUCUUGAUAUCCAGGAGGGCAGAACAGAGUGGAAAGGAUGGGGCGUCGUCUGCCCUUAGUGGUAUUAUGCUAUUGCGGUUAGCAACUGCACCAAACUGCAUACUAUAACGCGUAUGCAGGCUCGCCUAGACAGACCGUAGACAAUUGUUCCGUACUUGAGGUAGACAACAUGCGGAUUCUACAAACAUCACAUGAUGUGACAAGAGUGUGACACGGUCAAAGUUAACUCUGCCGAGUGGAUGCCGAGCAGGAUAAGUCGGUGCACUGUAAGGUGCAUGUAAGUACAGUA